AUGGCGGUGAUAUCCAAGGCCAAAGAGCCUAUAGUGCGAAAGCUGAUCUCCAGCUCCAAAGUUGGUGUAGUGGUUUCAGCAGGGAAGAUGGACCGCGCAGUAAAAGUGCGUUUAGCAUCUCAAGAAUGGAACAAAAAGUUCAAAAAGCACUUCCCAUCACCCAUAACGCACCUAGUAUCCGAUCCGCAAAACUCCCUCGUGGAAGGCGACAUCGUACGCAUUGCCUCAGGUUGGCGCACCUCAAAAAACAUCCGACAUGUCGUAACUGCCAUCGUAGCCCCCUUCGGCGCGCCCGUCGAGGAUCGUCCACCCGUGCUAUCCGAGGAACAGCGCAUGCAACUCCGCAUCCAAGAGCGUAUCUCCAAAGACGUACGUGCUGCUUCGCGCGGCCGUCAAGUGAGUCUGCAAAGACUCGCCCGUGCCAGGAGACAGGGUCUCGAGAUUCCAGAUCUGGAGACAGCUAUGGCGAGUGUGAGAAUCGCAGAGGAACUGGAGGAGAACACUAAGGAGGGAGUCAAGGGUAAAGCGGCUAAGGCCGCGGCGAGGGAGGCGCACAAGGGGCAAAUGGCACAGUUGGAGACGAAUAGGAAGAGAAUGGCGGCAAAGACCACGGCAGAAAGAGAUGCGGAGAUUGAGUUGCAGCGGGUGAGGCAACAGAAAGUAGAGUCUUAA
Molecule: messenger RNA, 672 nt
Organism: Periconia digitata
Lineage: Eukaryota; Fungi; Ascomycota; Dothideomycetes; Pleosporales; Periconiaceae
Source: the annotation of a GenBank genome assembly